Triticum aestivum (bread wheat) is the source of this 1320-nucleotide messenger RNA. RefSeq names its product DNA oxidative demethylase ALKBH2. Gene Ontology annotation, molecular function: cytosine C-5 DNA demethylase activity; broad specificity oxidative DNA demethylase activity; ferrous iron binding. The record is from RefSeq and is a predicted model, not a curated record. The transcript is spliced from 6 exons. Gene Ontology annotation, biological process: DNA alkylation repair. The coding region runs from base 110 to 1153 and encodes 347 amino acids. Lineage: Eukaryota; Viridiplantae; Streptophyta; Magnoliopsida; Poales; Poaceae.
UGACAGAGCUCACGAGAGACACCAGCCCAAUCACAGCGAAUCGCCCGCUCGCUGCACACACUAGAAAGAAGAGCCGGCAGCCAGCGACGCUCGAUAGAGCAAGCAAGCCAUGGCCGGCCUCCUGCUCUCGGCCGCCGUUGCCUGCGUCCUUCUCGCCGGCGCCGUGUCCGCGUCGUCGUCGUCGUCGCCGCGGGUGUUCACCGUCGGCGGCGACGAGAGGGGCUGGCGGCAGCCGGCGCCCGGCGAGGAGACCUACAACCACUGGGCCACCAAGAACCGCUUCCACGUCGGCGAUUUCCUCCGAGAAGAUUCUAGUGAACCGCCUCUUCCUGCCACCGUCUCCGACCCUCCGCCCACCGCCGCUUCGUUUCCCGCCGCAUCGCCAAUGGCCUCGCGGCUCCGGCUCGGCCAGCCCAGCCCGAACCCCGGACCCGGCCCCAGCCCCGGCGAGGGGAAGAGAGAAGAAGGAGAAGCGAGGAAGCCGGAGCCGCGGCGAGAGGUGACGGACCUGGGCGGCGGGAGCGAGGUGGUGCACAUCCCGCGGUUCAUGGCGCGGGAGAGGGCGUGGGAGCUGUUCGAACACCUCAACAAGCGCAUCCCGUGGACGCGCCCCACCAUCCGCGUCUUCGGCCGCUCCGUUGUCCAGCCCAGAGAUACCUGCUAUGUGGCAGAUGAAGGGCUAACAGAUUUGAGGUACAGCGGCCAUCAGCCUCAUCCGCAUUCUUGGCAUGAAUUCCCAGUGCUAAAGGAUAUCUUGAAAGAGGUCCAUGAAGCCCUCCCAGGAAGCCACUUUAACAGCCUGCUGCUGAACAGAUACAAGGGAGGUUCAGACUACGUGUCAUGGCACGCCGAUGACGAACCCCUCUACGGACCUACCCCGGAGAUCGCGUCCGUUACAUUCGGGUGCGAACGUGAGUUCUUGCUGAGGAAGAAGCCUGCCAAUACAAAAUCACAAGCUGCUGGUGAAUCUGGGGAAACGGCUCCGAAGCGGCUCAAGGUCAGCGCCCCUCAGCAGCAUUCGUUCCUCCUGAAGCAUGGCUCGUUGCUCGUGAUGAGGGGCUACACCCAGCGGGACUGGCAGCACGCGGUGCCCAAGCGUGCGAGGGCGGCCUCGACGAGGAUCAACCUAACUUUCCGGCAUGUGUUGCCAUGAUCACGGCCGGUUCGCUUGGUCUCCCUCCAGUUUUGCACUUGUGCCCAUUGCGUGCAGUGUGUAGUGGGUUUCCUGGUGAUGCUUUGAACUCUUAUCCCCCCUUCCCACCUCAUGUAAUCUCUAUCAAACUUUGUUUUAAAGUAAUGGAAAUGGGAGCAGCCCGGUUC